This is a messenger RNA of Misgurnus anguillicaudatus (oriental weatherfish), 1573 nucleotides long. RefSeq names its product G protein-coupled receptor 185 a (gene gpr185a). Gene Ontology annotation, biological process: G protein-coupled receptor signaling pathway. Gene Ontology annotation, molecular function: G protein-coupled receptor activity. Gene Ontology annotation, cellular component: membrane. The record is from RefSeq and is a predicted model, not a curated record. NCBI's taxonomy places the organism in Eukaryota, Metazoa, Chordata, Actinopteri, Cypriniformes, Cobitidae.
UCGACCGGGUGCCGACGUCACCAUUCCAUCCGCAACGGAGAAAGACGUGUCUUACAGUGUGGAAAGCAUGUAUGUUUAUAAAGAAAGGGCUUGUAUACUUUUAUUUGCGUCGCGUCACUCGUUCGCGGGUGUAUUUCUGCAAGCAAAGACAGUUUUAUAUGAUUUAUGACCACAGGCUCUGAAUCAGCCCGACCAAGCGCUUGACGUCAGUUGUGCGUUAUGAGCGAAAUGACAGCCCAAGGCUGAACGCUCCCCAGGUAGGAAACCUUGAUGCCAAAAAACGGAAGAAGGAAGAUAAAGAAGAGCAAAGAAAUAACAGGAGCAAGCCGGUAUUUUGUGUCUUCGAGACGUCUCCAUUUAUGAACCAAAAAUGCACCUUGUAUUGGGUGGUUUACUGAGCUUCAUGUAUUCUUCAUCUUCACUUGAUGGAAGAGGGAUGGAGACACUCGCCCAUUCUGUGUGAUUCACUUUCCUGCCGCAACAAUGAGUAACCUCUUCCAGAACGCCUCUUUUUUGAACCUGGAUGUGCUGGAGGCAAAGAACAUGUCGCCUGUCCCGUCCUGGGAGAUAGAGCCGGUGCCUGUUACCAGCAUCAACCCGUGGAACGUGCUUCUGUGCGUGACAGGCACACUUAUGUCCUGCGAAAAUGCAGUGGUGAUCGCCCUGAUUGUCUACACGCCCACCUUGAGAGCACCCAUGUUUGUCCUUAUUGGGAGCCUGGCAUUCGCUGACCUCCUUGCCGGCCUGGGCCUGAUACUUAAUUUUAUAGUCACUUACAUAAUCGAUUCGGAUUUUGUCACUUUGCUGUCGGCGGGGCUCCUCAUUACGGCAUUCUCUGCAUCUGUGCUCAACAUCCUUGGCAUCACUGUGGACCGAUACUUGUCGCUAUACAAUGCAUUGACAUAUCACACCGAGCGCACGGCGGCUUUCACCUACAUCACCCUAAUACUUAUGUGGGUCAUCAGCGCCACUCUCGGCUCACUUCCGGUCCUAGGAUGGAAUUGCUUGGAGGACGAGACCACCUGCAGCAUCUGUCGACCCGUGAACAAGAACAACGCAGCAGCACUCGCUGUGUCCUUCCUACUAAUAUUUGCUCUCAUUCUGCAGCUGUACCUUCAGAUCUGCAAGAUCGCCUUCCGGCACGCCCAGCAGAUCGCGUUUCAGCGUCAGUAUAUGACUACCUCACACUCGUCUUCCACCACGAAAGGGGUCUCAACCCUCACCACCAUACUAGGCACCUUCGCCUUCUGCUGGAUCCCACUUGCAAUGUACUCGCUGGUGGCGGACGCUCAAUCCCCUGCGAUCUACACCUACGCCACAGCUCUUCCAGCUAUCUGUCACUCGUUAUUAAACCCAAUGAUAUAUGCCUUUAGGAACCCUGAUAUUCUGAGAUCUUUAAGGAUUGCUUGUUGUGGGUGCAUGCCUUACAGUUUGACCAUGCGACCCAGGACACCCAGCGAUGUGUAGCACGUCUACAUUACAGCACAAUUUAGGCAGUCGCCUGUCUGUAACUCCCAAAAGCACAUAUCAUGUAUAAUCCACCUAUUGUAAUCCACUGAAGCGAGGACACAUU